Branchiostoma belcheri (Belcher's lancelet) is the source of this 1624-nucleotide messenger RNA. RefSeq lists its product as uncharacterized. The coding region runs from base 118 to 1575 and encodes 485 amino acids. The transcript has 16 exons. NCBI's taxonomy places the organism in Eukaryota, Metazoa, Chordata, Leptocardii, Amphioxiformes, Branchiostomatidae. The record is from RefSeq and is a predicted model, not a curated record.
GGCGGACAUACAUCGAUGAAUUUUAGCGUCUCUUGACAACCAGAAGAUCGAACUUGUUUACUGCAGUUUUUAGCGUCCCUUUACGUCCAUUUCUAGGUAGAUAGUGUUCCUGUCAACAUGGCACAACUCAAGGUACAGGCAUAUCUGGAGAAACACAAGAUAAGCGCCCUAUUCGAGGAGAUGAUGAGUAAACUGAUCCAGGAGCAGCCUGAUGAACCCCUGCCGUAUCUCAGCAGGAUGAUAGACAGGAAGUGGGAGAAGAUCAGGCCCAAGAGAGAAAACUCCCCAGCCAGAAUGAGGACUGCCCCUAGUCCUUCAGCUCUGCGCAAGUCCAUGCCGGCAGGGAAUGCCACAUGGGCAGGAAAUAGCGAGGGUGCGGUGGCUAAAGAACGGGAAUACGACCGACCCUGGCUCACUAACGCCAAACGGUCCAGGUCAAAGGGCAGGUCAGGGGUCGAGGGUCAGGAUAAUAUCAGGCCAGAGAAGAAAGACAAGCCCACAUGGAACCCAAACACACAGAAGGUCCCAACAGGUGACUUUGACGAGCUUUUCAAGUUGACUAAAGGGACCAAAGGGAUGAAGGGCAGCAAGUCUGUGGAUUUUGCCAUGCUGCAGGACCAACUUGGGAAGGACCUGGACGAAUCCCUCAGGCACAGCCAGCCCAUCUACUAUGGACAGCCCCGAGACCAGGCACUGAGGGAGGAGGACAGCCUGAGUUCUGAGCUGAAGGCCCCCAUGUCGUCCAGGACUGGGGAAGAGGAAAGCAGCACUGUUGACCUAGAGCUGCGUACAGUGAAGCCCCACCAACACUCCCUCCAGCACAAGCGUCAGCUGGAAGCCAUUGUGAAGCAGAAGGAGACGGCGUCAGACAGCGGGCUGGAGGAACCCGAGGAGGACGAUGAGGAAUACGAGGAGGGGCUGGAACUGUUAGAGAAUGCAGAUGACCUAGCAAAGGAAGGUGUCACCAAUGUAGUUCAAUCAGGACAUAAAAUCAGCUCGCCAAUGGUCAGACACCUGACUCUGACUCAGAAGUCAGUGGGAGAGGCACUCCUAAAGUUGAGGGCCCCCGUGUGGUAUGCAGAAGAGUCAGAGACUGAAGUGUCCAGAAAAGGAGCCCACAUGCUGACUAAGGAUCCCCGGCCUGUGAAGGGCAGACCUAUGUUCAGUAGCCCUGAACCCCCCCAGAAGCCCCUUGCCCUGCCGGCACCCCCCAGUAGGGAGGAGAAGCCGCCCCGCCACACCAGUGCCUUGAGCGCCGCCCUGAGGGACGAUCUUUCCGACUUUGGCGACAAGAAAAAUAAACCAACACGAGCCUUCGCCUUACCCAAAGAUGACUCAGAGGAAGAAGUGGUAGAGCCUGCCCCUCCCCCCAGCCUGAGUGGUCGGCCCUGGUCCCCGCCCCCCGAGUCAGACUGUGCCAGUGAUGAAAAUGGCACAGUGAAGUCAGCCACGGCCCUGUCACUAGCCGGCCGCUCAUGGCGUGCCCCGCCAGAAACAGACGCCGAGAGCGUGGACUACGAGAGGGACAGAGUUGGCAGAGUCACAGGGUUUCGGGAGCACAAGAGAAGACCAUGACAAGAGCAUCGCUAGUUACCAAACACUUGGGACCAACAACGGAAUGUCA